UGCCUGACGUUUCUCCUUGGCAUGAGCAGCACUUCCCCGCUUUCUAAACAUUCCAAACGUUAUAGUUAAGUUCAUGUAGAUUAAAUUCUUUUUUAUUUUCAUUUGAAAAAGUAGGAAAUUUGUAUUGGUUACCGGCAAGGCGAAUAGGAAGUAAGGAACAAUGUCUCUUGCAACAAAAAGUGAGAAAAAGAACUUGGAGUUCGUUUUUAAAAGCCUUUUUUCCGGCGGUGUUGCUGGUAUGUGUUCGAAAACUGCGGUUGCACCGUUGGAUAGAAUAAAAAUAUUGUUACAAGCGCACAGUCAACAUUACAAGCAUUUAGGCGUUUUUGCUGGACUAAAAGAAAUAGUUCAACGUGAGGCUUUUUUUGCCUUGUACAAAGGAAAUGGUGCCCAAAUGGUCAGGAUUUUUCCUUAUGCUGCGACACAAUUUACUGCCUUCGAGAUAUACAAAAAGUAUUUAGGAGCAUUACUGGGUAAUCACACCCAAUUAGAUAAAUUCCUGGCUGGUUCAGGAGCUGGAGUAACCGCCGUAACUUUGACGUAUCCACUUGACACCAUAAGAGCGCGUCUGGCAUUUCAAGUCACCGGAGAACAUGUUUACACCGGAAUAGUGCAUACGGCUGCUAGUAUUUUUAAUCAGGAAGGUGGAAUCAAAGCCUUAUACAGAGGAUUUAUGCCUACAAUAUGCGGAAUGGUUCCAUAUGCAGGCUUGUCAUUUUACUCUUUCGAAAAGUUGAAGUUCUUCUGUAUGAAGUACGCACCAACUCACUUGUGCAACAAGUGCAACAGAAAUACUGGCGGAUUAGUCCUGACGUUGCCAGCCAAGCUGCUGUGCGGUGGCUUUGCAGGGGCAGUUGCUCAAAGCGUUUCUUAUCCCUUAGAUGUAACUAGACGGCGAAUGCAAUUAGCUAUGAUGAACCCGGACACCCAUAAAUUUGGGUCGGGAAUGAUUGCGACAAUGAAACUUAUUUAUCUGGAAAAUGGAAUCAUCAAAGGACUUUACCGUGGAAUGAGUAUAAACUAUCUUAGAGCUGUCCCCAUGGUAGCUGUAAGUUUUUCUACGUACGAAUUAAUGAAGCAAUUGCUCGAUCUAGAUACAGGUAUGAAGUUAUAAAUAAAAAAUCAGUCAAUUAGGGAGACUGUAGAAUAAUUGAUUAUUGUUGUUGGGGUAUAUUUUUAUAUUUUGUAUAUUACAAAAAUGGAUAAUACAUCUGUGAACAAGUUAAUCCACAAAGAGUAGAACGGUAUAAAUGAAUGUUAAUAUGAAAAGCACAAUUGUUUAUGUGAAUUUUUUUGAUUUGUAUACAAAAAGUAUAAUACAGCAAAAUUAGUAAUAUCUAAAGAGUCACGUGCGGGAACUGUAUCAAAUCUAAAUUUACGGCUCUGAAAAUAUUAUUGAUGAAUCUGAAUAUAGUAAUAGGAAACAGAAACUUACUGAACAGAAUAUUCAAGCUCUCUUUCUGUGUAACGACUUUUCUAAUUUGCUGGACUGAAUUUUUUCACUAUAUUAUUCAAUGAAGUUUAUGUAACUCUAUCAAGUCAAUAAUGCUUCAAGAGUAAUGGGGUCUUAAGACUAAGACACCGCAGUUGUGAUUUGGGCAAUAUCAUGAGUGAAUCGAUAUUUGAGUUGUAACUCGACAACAAAACGUUACUCCAACAUUGCCACAAUAAAUAAUGUACCUGUUUAGUUAUGCAGGAAUUCUAUGCUAAGAGAAUUUGACAGCAAUGAAAAUGGUCAUUAAUUGUUGUCAAGUUAAAUGAAUAAACAUACAUUACCUAUAUCGUAUAUUGACGAUUUUUCUUUAAGCGUUAGUCUUUAAUCUUUAUAGAAUAACGGAUUAGUAUUAAUCAAAGAACAUUUGCUGCUUGAGAACUUAUAAUGUCAAACAUUUGUCAAGCGGGUGUUUCAACAUGUCAAUAAUUUAUUGAAAUAGGAUUGUAAGUAAGAUGCAAAAUGGAAUUUGCAAGUUCUUGCCCAACCCGAAUAGGUGAAUAAUCAUGACAAAUUUUGAGAUCUUGUUCCACUUGUUACGGUACUUAUCAUGUGGAGUUACCACAAUAAUAAAACUGACUUAGAUAUUGUUGAGUUAUUACACCAUACACUAAGACAAAAAUUAUGCAAACAUCUAUUUGAUGUAUCCGAAUUCAUGUUGAAAA
Diprion similis is the source of this 2157-nucleotide messenger RNA. RefSeq names its product graves disease carrier protein-like. Gene Ontology annotation, cellular component: mitochondrial inner membrane. The transcript has 7 exons. Gene Ontology annotation, biological process: transmembrane transport. Lineage: Eukaryota; Metazoa; Arthropoda; Insecta; Hymenoptera; Diprionidae. Bases 161 to 1114 code for a protein of 317 amino acids. The record is from RefSeq and is a predicted model, not a curated record.